Molecule: messenger RNA, 2240 nt
Organism: Sinocyclocheilus rhinocerous
Lineage: Eukaryota; Metazoa; Chordata; Actinopteri; Cypriniformes; Cyprinidae
Exons: 3
Coding region: 1027-1656 (209 amino acids)
Biological process (GO): response to bacterium
Source: RefSeq, a predicted model, not a curated record
AUUGACUUCAUUAUUAUUAUUAUAAACCAGACUAAUCGAUUGCAUAUUUGAGGUCCACAUUUUUAACCUGCAGACACUGUUUUUUGAAACUAAGAAUUCAAGUAAGCAUGUUCAAUUGUUUCAUGCUGAAACAGGAAAACCACAACUUUCAAAUUUCACUGCACUAGUGCAUUUAGAGCUGGUUUUGUUUAGAUGACAAACCUGAAUAUGUGGGUAGAGGCUAUGGUUAUGGAAACAAGCAAUUGUACAUGUCAUCAGGCUGCAGAGCAAUACACCUCACAAGCAAAAACAUUCUCAUAAAAACACAUACAAAACAUGAUCACAUUCAACUAAUUCAGACAUUUAGAGGCCAACGUUCAACGCCAAACAUUCUGAUCUUCACUGAAGAAAGAGUUAUCACUAAAGUUCAGAGAGCUUUAGAAAGUGACUGGUAUAACAGGAUGUGACAGUAAGCUUCCUGUUAUGGCCUGCUUUAAUGUUACCACUGAAAUUCUGCUAAGGGCUUUUAUAAUGACAGUUAAAUCUCAACAUGUUGUCACUACAGUAUAUCAAUUCAGCUUCAGUUAGACAUGAACUGAGUUGCACAAAUGAUCUUCUGUGAUGUGCUGACAACAAUAUCAUAUUUUAUACAUUUUAAAAAUUGUAAAGAUCACUUUAUAUCAGAAUGAAAGUGUAUUUUUGGACUAUUUUACUUUGAGAGUUUUAUGAAAUGAAACUUUGUGUGAGUUUAACAACCAGCUGAUAGACAUAAUGUAAUUCAAAUACUAAUGAAUUUGAUAAAACCCACAAUCUAAGCAAAAGGAAAAAAUCCCCGACCUUUAAGCAUUUCAAAGCCCUUUAUCAGAAAUCCCUCCCACCACAGUCAGCCAGGCGACGUUUACAUUGAAGACCCUUUGCUUUUAUCUUAUCAGUCACCGAGAUGGAGCGAGCAAUAGUUAUUGUCAUCGCGCUCGUAUGUAAGUCCAUUUUAGUGUUUUUUUUCUUGUUGCGUUCUUUUGAUUUUAUUGACAGUCCUCUUUCAAAUAUAUGAACUUACAUAUACUACGUAUUUUUGCUUUUGCAGGUGUUUUGUUCUGUGAACAGCAGAGAGUCUUUGGGGCAGAAGUGGACAUGAGAGUUAAAGCAGGAGACAGCAUCACUCUCUACUCUGACUGUGUCAUGCCAUCAGGAUCACACAUUUUUUGGUGGAGAAACUGCUCACAUGAGCAUCAACCAUCUCUGUUCAUAGAGGCUGAAAACCUGUUCCAGAGGACUUUUCCACGUUUUAGUUUCGUGCUCAACAGCUCCAGUAACUCCUAUGAUCUACAUAUUACAAAUAUCAGUGUCUCUGAUGAGGGACUGUAUUAUUGUGUAAUAAAAGAAAGAAAAGUACAUGAUGUACACGGCAUCGUAGGCUCUGAGUACCAGUAUGGAAACAGAAGGACUCGUCUAUCUCUCUUGGAGCCAGCGUCUCCUCAUGCUGAGCAGUUCAACACCUCCUCCACACCUCCUGUAUCAGACCUCUGCUGGAGUCCGCUGAGUGAAGAUGAAGUGUGCUACGCCUCAUUGAACACACUUUCCAUGCUGAAGAAAAAGACACUGCAGAAUUCAGACUUCUGUACUUACACUGAGGUCAGAACCAAAAGAACACAAAGAGAGGAUUCUGGAACUCUCUAGGGCUUGAACUAUUUAACCCUCGGUCAUUCUAAACACCCUGGUAAACGCAAUCCUGGCUUCUUGCUUCACAUUUCACACUGUUCAUUAUAAUUAACCCGGGGAUAAUAAAAGAAACGGAUGUACAUUCCGAAACCCUGGGUUAAUAUUCUUAUUUGCAUAUUUGCGGUGUCCGUGUCAUUGAUUGGACAGAUGCAGCAACUGACCUGUUUACAUAACGACUCUAGCAUUGCGCAUCCUCAUACUUUUUAUUUCAGACUUGCUGUCAAGCAAUGUAAGAAUGAAACAGGCUCUUCUUUAUUUUUUCACUUACGCGUUUUUACCCUUUGACAUUUUUGAGACGCCUCAGACGCUAAACCCCGGGGUUAAGCGCACUGAAAAGCCCUAAUCCUUAAAGAUGCAAUACAAAGUAUUUAUUGACUACUUGUUACUUCACUUAAAUGUUUACCAAUCCCGACUGUGUAAAUGUAUCCAUUGUGAAUGCAUUUUAUUUAUGUAAAGAAAUCAGAACCAAUAAUGUUCCCUCUAAUUUUUCUAAUACACUUUUCUCUGUUGGGCGGACAUUUCGGCCACCUGAGCAAAAACAU